CGUGGGUUUCACAUUCUCUCGACCAGCCACGGCACCGGCUUCCAAACGAAAAUUCAGAAUCGUAUCGACAGUUGGUAGUUAAACGUCCGGGAGAGCUGCUGCAGUCGUGUUUAUUGGGCGCCUACACCGCUCGAACAAAACGGGUUUCUUGUUUGUGUUAUUGCUCCGCUAGUCUUCGCAGUGUCUCUCAUCAACGACAUCUUUCGAUUUGUAUAUUGUGAUUGUUGAUCUAGACCUUUUGGAUUAUAAUCGCUGCAAUAACGUAAUCAAAACGAUUGACGUCAUAAGAAUGCUGGUUCCUAAAACAUAAUGUAACAAACCCGUGGGUUGCCGAAAAAAGUUCUGUUAAGUUCGUUAUCUUCAGACAGUUGUAAUGUGACCUCGCUUUGUGCCGUUUGUACUUAAGAGACUUCAUCCACCUUGAAUCACCGGAAACCUCAGUCGGGUUCAAUUUCCGGUGUUCAGUGAGUAGUGACAUCUUAAAAGCUCGGAUUAUAAGUUACCUUUUGUGACCGUUAAAUUUCGAAGCUAAAAAUGUCUCCUACUGAAGAGACCAUCGAAGACGAAAUUGAUGCUGUGCUUCUGGAGUCGAUGAAAAACAGGAAGAGGGUGUCCUCGAUUGAAGCCCUGAAUAGCGAGAUGCCUUCCAGGGAGUACCACAGGGACAAAGGCAAGAAGAUCAUCAGGACUUUCUUGAAUAAAUUGAGGUUGAGGAGAACUGCUAGUGUAACCAUAUCGAGACCUGAUCCUACUUAUAAGGUGGCUUAUCUUGGCAACGUUGUUACCGGUUGGGCGAAAGGUGACGGUUGCGUAGAAAAACCACUAGCAACUCUAUGGCGAAACUACACCCAUUCUUCCAGACCAGAAGUCCGAAUGACCUUAGCAGUCAGCAAUGGUGGUCUCAAGGCAACUACCAAAGAUCAUGGACUCACAGAAUACUGGGCUCACCGCCUCACCUACUGCGCAGCCCCAGAUCAGUUUCCCAGGUUAUUCUGCUGGGUCUACAGACACGAAGGAAGAAGACUUCGACACGAGCUUCGAUGCCAUGCCGUCCUAUGUUCAACACCCUCUAUAGCCAAAAAAAUAGAAGGUGAACUGAACCAAGCGCUAGCCGUAGCUUUGACAGAGUUCCGAAGAGACAAAAUAUCUAGACAAAAUGCGAGACUGUCACUUGCAAAUUCCGUGUACGAAAAUCCAACGAUUCCCAGAAGAAAAAUAUUGUUGAGUACCGGUUCCCACAGCUACAGACCACCUUUGGAACGUUCCAAGUCUGCCCCCAAGCUGACUAUGAUCGAAGAAUCGAUCUUAGAAGAAGAGGAACCGAGCGAGGCUAAGAUGAACUACAUUAAGAUCUUACGACACCACGACAGCGCAAGCUGUAUCUUCGACAAACGAAAACAUAUAUUCAGGAAUAUCGAAUCGAAAUGUAAAUCAUUAACUAAAGUACCUGCAAUCAAAGCCUGUGAUGAGGAAAGAAGUGAUAACAAGACGCUUUCGAGAACCAUUCAUCAUCCACAGCCUGACCUAACGGAAAAUUUGAACGAUUGUAUUCAGACCAACGAGGCCAAAACGGAUUCAAUCCUAGAUGCUCUACUAGAGAACCAACUCAAAAACGAUCUAUUGGAAAGUUGUGAGAGAGCUUGGUACAGCGCCCUUGGUGAUAAACCUGAUCUUAUACCUUUAGACAGUGACGAAGGUUCACUUUCAAGCGGAUGUGAGUCUGCUAGUACCGUAAAUUCUGAAAUUGAUCCCAACUUCUUCCACACCAUAGAAGAAUCUUCUAUACCAGAAGAAGAAGAAAGCUCAAAGAUUGAUAAAAGAAAGACUGAAUUAGAUUUUAAACUUGGGUGUAGUGUUUUAAAUAGAGUAAGGAGUUUUGAAUCUGGAAGUUCAGAUAGCUUGAAGUAUCGAGUUUUUAACAACAAUUUAUACAAUAAUAAUAUGCUGGCCAAUGAUGAAGUUUCUCUUGUGCCCGUUGGUGAAUCUCACUCAGAUUUCAGUUCGUUGAAGGUUUUCAAGAAGAAAACGAUGCCAUGUAAGGAUUCCAGAAGUCUUAUGAUAGAGCAGAAGGAUUUGAAGGGAGAAGAAGAUACUGCUAGUUCUUAUAGUGAUGAAAGUGGUUAUGAAGAAGAAGAACCUGCUAGUCCUGUUGCUAAUAUCAUUUCGGUUUAAAUUUCAUGGUGUAUAUGUCGAAAUUAGAAAAUAGAGCAAGUGUGGUUAUUCUUUUAAAUGUUUAUUUCUCAAAUUCAUUAUUUCUUUGUUGAAUUUCAAAGAUUUACUAUAUGAAUAUUAAUGGAAACGUGUUGUUAGCGUCAACCAAAUAUUAGAUGCUCAAAAUAAAGAUAUCAAUAACAAAAUCCCCCGAAGUUAGAACAUUAAGAAAAUUAUUCUUAUUUUAGAAUGUCAAAUGAAUAUCAAAAGUAUUCAUAUUAUUUAAAAUCCCAGUUUUUAUGUUCAAAUAUUACUUCGUGCUUGAUCAAUCAGAAAAUGUUCUAUUGUUCGAUAUAAUAUAUUGAUUUUACUGUGUAAAAUAAAAAUAAAAAUUUAUUGCUUACCUAUGAAUAAAAAUUGUACAAAUGUAAAUAUAUUACAGAAAUUCAAUUCACAUUAAAUGUUAUAUACGAUUCGAAAAUGAAUUGUAACUGAGCAAUAAAGAAUUAAAUUGUAAA
This is a messenger RNA of Harmonia axyridis, 2669 nucleotides long. RefSeq lists its product as uncharacterized. The transcript is spliced from 3 exons. Lineage: Eukaryota; Metazoa; Arthropoda; Insecta; Coleoptera; Coccinellidae. The record is from RefSeq and is a predicted model, not a curated record. Bases 535 to 2172 code for a protein of 545 amino acids.